Molecule: messenger RNA, 3325 nt
Organism: Xenopus laevis (African clawed frog)
Lineage: Eukaryota; Metazoa; Chordata; Amphibia; Anura; Pipidae
Gene: gskip.L
Product: GSK3B interacting protein L homeolog
Exons: 3
Coding region: 135-551 (138 amino acids)
Biological process (GO): regulation of canonical Wnt signaling pathway; regulation of Wnt signaling pathway
Cellular component (GO): cytoplasm
Molecular function (GO): kinase regulator activity; protein kinase A binding
Source: RefSeq, a predicted model, not a curated record
GGCAUUGUUAUUGAAGUUGGUGAAUUUGACAUGAACCGGAAGUGAGGGUUUGGCCGGGGCAGCGGAAGUCAUUGAUUGUAGUUUAGAAUCUGCGCGAUACGCCUGAUCUGCUGCACUAGAAAUAAUUACAGAAAAUGGAAGUAGACUACAACCCAAUGGAUUUGCCAGUUAAUACUGUUUAUGAAGAUGAUUCUGAAUUCAGAGAUUUGGAAGGAACUGAGGGGAAGGAUAUGUGUUUGGAGGCUGAAGCUAUUGUAAAUGAUGUACUGUUUGCUGUUGGGAAUAUGUUUGUUUCGAAAACUCUACCAUGUGCAGUGGAUGUUGCUUACAUCAAUGUUGAGAUAAAGGAAGGAACCAGAUAUUGCCUGGAACUCACUGAAGCUGGGUUAAGGGUGGUUGGUUAUGCAUAUGACCAUCUUGCUGAAGGGUUGUGCAGCCAGUACCAUGAGACUGUCUACUCUUUAUUGGACUCUAUCAGUCCAGCAUACCGGGAGGCCUUUGGAAAUGCACUUCUGCAGAGACUGGAAGCACUUAAAAGAGAUGGACAGUAAAAACUAAUACCUGGGAUUUGCCUAUAACAUAAACCAUGCUUAUACACAGCGUUUCAUUUAUAUUGAAUCUAACAUCUCAUUGUAGCAUCGCCCAAUUGUGUUUUCUUUUUUGGAGACGUGUAUAUAUGAUACAGUCUUCAAUGUGGUUGGUAGAGAUGAUCUUUAAUCUUUGGUUGAAAUCUCUCAUAUAAAUUGCUGCAGCUUUAUGUGCCCUGGUUUUCUCUUCUAGUGAAAUAUUUUGCAUAUUUUCUGUUUGAAUUGAGCUUGCUCAUGAAAAGUAUUACAGUAGUGUUGAUGCAUUGUUAAAGUGAAGACAGACCAAGUCUUAACUAAAACUAAUUUACUGGUAAUUACUGUUGCAUGAUGCUUUUAGUUAGGCUAUCAUGCAUUUUGUAAUGAUUUAAUCUUGCAUACACAGAGCAGCAAACAUUUUGAGUCCUGUAGGCUUUGGCAUGUUCAUAUAUUAAUUGUGUUAAAAAAUAAAGCAUUUGUGUUUUUAAUAGUACAGCAAAAUAUAUAAUACUAGGAAGUUGCCAGUCCACCUAUUUGUUAUUAGGGAUUUAAAGCCAUUAUGCCAAAUGAUAAAACUGUCACCAGUGAUAGGUAAAAGUUUUAAAAGUAUAUAGGUGAAAAUGGACUCGAAUAUUAAUCACACAAUUUUGUUUUAUGGCUGGACAUUGUCACUGACUGGUUUCCAUUGUAGUUAAUGGGGAUGAGCUUGAUACAUGCACGAUAGUGACUCCAAUCUGCUGUACUUGCUGUAGUUUACUGGUAUUGUUACAGAAUAAAGUCUAUGCAAAAUCUACAGAAACAGAAAGGAAUAACAUCUGUGAUAUUAGCCUGGUGUAAUUACUAAAUAGUAGGGGCUAGCCUAUACUGUCAAAUUACUGCAGAGGCUCGUACAUGUAAUUAUAAACACGAGCCAGGUACGGGGAGCAUCACAUCUCUCUCACACUCUCACCUCCAUGCUGCACGUAACAUCUGUCCCCCUCAGGGUCAAAUCCAUGAAGUUUAGCCAAUACGGAGCACUCGGAGUGAUUUGUUAAAAUCAUUAAAUUUUAAUAGUCCAAGUUAAAAGAAAGUAACAGCGUGUCAACAUACCAAAUAUCAGAUCAUCCGCUUUACGCGUUUCAUGGCUUCUCGCCACUUCAUCAGAAGCGUACGCUUCUUCAGCCAAGUAUGUUUUGAAGCGUACGCUUCUGAUGGAGUGGCGAGAAGCCAUGAAACGCGUAAAGCGGAUGAUCUGAUGAUAUUUGGUAUGUUGACACGCUGUUACUUUCUUUUAACUUGGACUAUUAAAAUUUAAUGAUUUUAACACAUCACUCCGAGUGCUCCGUAUUGGCUAAACUUCAGAGGCUCGUACAUGCUCUGCACUUUCUAAUUCUUCAUCUAAACCAGUUCUCGCUAAACUGUUGCUCAGAUACAUUGACCUAGGCAUUUUCCAUUUUCUCAUGUGCAGCCAUUUCUUAAAUAAUAACAAAAUUGCACAAAUAUUUCUAGCUGUUCAAAAUACUCCUUGUCAGAGACUUGUGCCAAACAGUAGUUGUAAACUUUUUUUUUCCAGUAAGAUCAAAGAAACUAUGAGAAAUGCACUUGGUUUGCGAUGUGCUGUUUCUUAUAUUUAAGUUCUAUUUCCUCAAUGACAGCCAAGUAUGUUUGGUGUGGCUGCAAACAGGACUCUGUCUUAAUUAGCUCAUAUGGACCUGGCCUCAAACUGAAAGACAAGAUGAAAAUCAACUGAAUACUGGCAAUAAUACUUAAUAUUAUCUGCUGCUUGAAUCAAUUUAUGUUUACAUUUUUAGAGAAUACUGAGGCUAUAUAAACUCAACAUUCAGGUUUUUUUUUUAUCAGAAUCCAAAUUCUUCUGAUUUUGUUAAAUAAAAAAAAGUCAGACCAAACUAGAAUCCACGAUUUACCCUUAUUUAUCAAUUUUUUUAUUGAUAAACAAAAAGAUCAGACCGACAAAAACCAAGACUUGCAACAUUUUCAGAUUGUCAGAAAAGCCCUAAAUGUUCAGAUUAUCGUAAGAAACCCAGCGCAGACAAUACUAUCUUCAAAUUGCAAAUAGAACCUCUGCCAUUGACUUCUACAGGACCUCAAAAGGUCGAAGUAUGAAAAUGAAGUAUUUUCAGAGUCUGACUUUUUGCAGCCUCAGGUCAUAAUAAAUCUCAAAAAUUCUUCACUAAAAAUUCAGAAAUUUUCAGAAUUUUUGGAGCAUUUGGACUUUAAUAAAUACCCCCUCAAAGUAUUGUUGACAAAUUAUUUUUAAUACAUAAUUUUUCCUAGAGAAUAAGACCAGAUUCAGUAAAGCAGACUCCUAAACCCAAAUCUAGAAGUGAAAAACAACUCCCUCCAGAAAACAACUGAUUAAACAUUCCCUGUCCAUUGAAAAGCACAGACUCUUAUCAAUAUAUAUAUCAUGCAGCAUUCACAGGACUAAGGCAAUGCAGGCAUAUUAAAUGCAGUACAUCAUUUUACAUUAUCUUUGCAUCCAUUCCUUAUACAGAAAUGUAUAUAGUUUAUUCUUAUUAAACCUUGCAUAUUGUAGUUUCUUUCUUGUGUUCUUGCUUCCUGCAGUUUAUUAUAGUAUUGAAAUAUUAUUCUUGAGAUUUUGUUCUUACUAUUAACCUGGAUUGUUUACCUUUUGCAUUUUAUGUAAUGGAUUUAACUCAUGGGCAUGUCAUUCACAAAAUGCCAAAACUGCACUUUCAGGAAUUAUUGCUUUUAGAGGUAUUCAUGUUUUGCCUAAAUUGGAAAUAAAUAUAUUUAUUCAA